UUCGCGGGGUUAAUUGCGGGGACCCGCUAGGCUGGUAGCGGCCGAGCCCAGAGGGAUGGAGUCGGUGGCCGAGGGACCCGAGUUCGGGGCCUUCAAGAGACCGGCGCUGCCGCCGGCGGCCCCGCUCCGCGGCAAGGAGGGACCUGAGGAGGAUCAGGAAUCUGAGUCGGAACUAACUGUGACUCAGCUGAAGGCUCUGCGCAAGCAGCAACAGGCAAAGUUAGAGAAGACAAUGUUAGGUGAGGACUCCGAUGAAGAUGAACAAGAAGAAAAGGAAGAGAGAAGAAAUGAGAGUAAUCAGAGUAACAAUAUGAGUUGCUCAUGGGGAAUGGGGGAAGAUGCCGAGGAAGACGAGGUUGAAGAAAAUCCUAUUGCCAUCGAGUUUCAGGAGGAGCAAGAAGCCUUUUAUUUGAAGGACCCUAGGAAGGCACUUCAGGGUUUCUUUGACAGGGAAGGAGAAGAACUAGAGUAUGAAUAUGAUGACCAUGGACACAAUACCUGGCUCUGCAGGGUUAAGUUGCCUGUGGAUGAUGCCUCAGGGAAGCAGCUGGUGGCAGAGGCUAUCCAUUCAGGAAAGAAAAAGGAAGCAAUGAUACAGUGCGCGCUGGAAGCUUGUCGAAUACUGGAUGCUAGAGGUGUGCUGCGGCAAGAGGCAGUAUCCCGGAAAAGGAAAGCAAAGAACUGGGAAGAGGAGGACUUUUAUGACAGUGAUGAUGACACCUUCCUGGACCGAACUGGGGUUGUUGAAAAGAAACGACUGAACAGAAUGAAAAAAGCUGGGAAAAUAGAAGAGAAGCCGGAGACUUUUGAUUCACUGGUUGCAAAGUUAAAUGCAGCUGAAAAAGAACUUUCUGAGAUAACAGAAAAGCUGAAGGUUUCAGGGAAAGCCCAACCCCAGCCGGCUUCUCAGGAUUCCUUGGAUGAGUUCAUGACUGAAAUAAAAUCAGGCUGCUCCUUAGACAGCGUAAUGAGGAAGAAGCUUCAUUUGCGGGCUUUUGAAUUGAGGAAAGAACAGCAGAGAUUGAAAGGGUUAAUCAAGAUUGUUAAACCUGCAGAACUGCCAGAGCUGAAGCCCCAGACUGGGAGUCAUAGUCUGGAACUAGAGAGCAAGCCUAAAAAGCUAACGUUGCCUCUCUUUGGUGCAAUGAAGGGCGGAAGAAAAUUCAAACUGAAAACUGGAAACCUGGGGAAGUUGCCUGUCAGGCGUCCAGAUAUCCCUGAAAGCUUGUUAAAAAUGAAAGAUGAUGGGCCUGAAGUGGAAGAGGAAGAUGAGGAUGAAGAUGAGGAGCAGGAAAUCAAAGCAGCAAACAUUGAGACACAAAAAACAGAGUUGAAAAUGGCAGGAGAAGAAGUAGAACAAGAGACUAGUCUUCCUGCCAGUUCUCCUGGGAUUGGUUUUCAGUCUCAGCCCAUCAGCAAGCAGUUAAAGAUACCAGAGAAUGAAUAUCAGGUGGACCUAUCACAAGAGAAAUCUCAAGCAUCAGAGAGAGCAUGCAAGACAUUUGAAGAGAGCCCCAAGAAAAAGACGAAAGUGAAUGGCCCAAGCAGGCUCCAGCAAGCACUUUCUUCCUCGCAAUACCCAGAAGACGACCCAGACUACUGUGUGUGGAUGCCUCCUGCAGGUCAAAGCGGUGAUGGCAAGACUCAUCUGAAUGAAAAAUAUGGCUAUUAAGCUUCACAGACCUCAGAGCCACUGCCUGGUGCCUAAGGGACCGUGUUACUUUGGACAGCUUCCUGCACAGAGUUGAGUGAGGGUUGAAAGAGUUGAGUUCUUGGAUGUUGUUCCAGAUUGAAUGGCAUCAGCACCAGUUUGGACAGUUAUCUUAAGCAUUGCAUUCGUUCUUUGUUUUUAAAACACUUCUAAGGAUUCCUGAGCCUUGCAUACAAAUUUUUCCACCUCUUCCUUCUGCAGUUGGCCUGGUCGUUGUAUUCAGCGUGAGAAUGUUAGACUUGUAAGGGCUUUAUGUUUAUAAGCUUGAUGAGGUGAGACCAAGCUGGUUUUAUCCAAUAAAAAUGAGAACACAA
Gopherus evgoodei (Goodes thornscrub tortoise) is the source of this 2025-nucleotide messenger RNA. RefSeq names its product solute carrier family 4 member 1 adaptor protein (gene SLC4A1AP). NCBI's taxonomy places the organism in Eukaryota, Metazoa, Chordata, Testudines, Testudinidae. The record is from RefSeq and is a predicted model, not a curated record. The transcript has 14 exons. The coding region runs from base 56 to 1672 and encodes 538 amino acids.